Podarcis lilfordi (Lilford's wall lizard) is the source of this 16591-nucleotide messenger RNA. The record is from the annotation of a GenBank genome assembly. NCBI's taxonomy places the organism in Eukaryota, Metazoa, Chordata, Lepidosauria, Squamata, Lacertidae.
AUGAUCCACGAAUGGUUGAAGCAGUCAUGGCCUCAGGUUAAGAUUGACCUUCACAUUGUCCUUGCUCUGACCAGCAGCACAGCUGCAGCUUUCAUGGCAUUCAAAUGGAUGGGCCAGAAUAGGAUCAAAAAACAAAUACAAGAGGCAAGAAGGAAGAGAGACCAUGGCUUGGGUCAAAUGGAAAAAGUUGUUCAGGAGUUUAAACAGCAGGUAUACAUCUCUUGGAUAUGUGUGUGAUAUUCCCACCGUAGACUUCUGUUAUAGUGACAUAGGUUGGAAUAAUUGUUUGACAAAGAAAAGAAUUUCAGUGAACAAUCACAUUUUUAGUAUGAUCAGAUUUUGAUUGUUGUCAUCUGGGAACAACUAAAAUAGAAAGCCUGGUAAAUGUUUGACAUUAACAAAACUCUACAGAAGGAGUGGGCAACUCUUAUUAGCCCAAAGACUUCAUUCCCUAGAGCAGUGUUUCUCAACUGGGGGGAGGGGAUAUGGCCCCUUGGGACCCCCCAGCAGGGCCGGAUUUAAGUUUGAUGAGGCCCAUAGCUACUGGUCCAGCUGUCCUUUGUCAACAACAAAUUGUCAGUGUUUUUUGUGUUGAAUAUAUACUAUACAGUGGUACCUUGGGUUACAUACGCUUCAGGUUACAGACUCCGCUAACCCAGAAAUAGUGCUUCAGGGUAAGAACUUUGCUUCAGGAUGAGAACAGAAAUCGUGCUCCGGUGGCGCGGCAGCAGCAGGAGGCCCCAUUAGCUAAAGUGGUGCUUCAGGUUAAGAACAGUUUCAGGUUAAGUACGGACCUCCGGAACGAAUUAAGUACUUAACCCGAGGUACCACUGUGUUGUAAUUUAUGGACCUAAUAGGUAUCUAAAGCCAUUUGCACAUGUUGCCAUGCAACCAGUCCAUGCAGAACGUAGGCACCCUAUAUAUAGAAAUGAGCAAACCAGUGAUAUUUUGGCGAGCAGGCGGGGCCCAUUACUUACAUCAUAGGAGCCUACACAACAUAAAACACUGUUGCUAUAUGUAGGUUGUAUUUUAUUUGUUUUUAAUGUUAUAUUUUUGAAAUGUACAUCUGGUUUUUUCCCCUUAAUUUUUUUUUGGGGACCCUCCAAGAGAGUGGGGCCCUAAGCUAUAGCUUGUUUAGCUUAUACAUAAAUCUGGCACUGCCCCCCAGGACAUUCCAAGGGGGCCACAGGUGAAAUUAUAUGUUAUAUAAUUAUAAAAAGUAUAAAUAAAACAUGUUCUGUUUACAAACAAAAUAGCUACCUUUCUACUAGUAGGACAGGGGAGGAAAGAAAUAAGGUUGGAAGGGGGCCACGGUCAGAAAAAGGUUGAGAAACACUGCCCUAGAGGGCAACCUUCCAGAGACAACAUGCCCAAGAUAGGCUGGGAGAAGCAGUUGGGGAGCAGACAAAGAAAGGGAUAUGAUUCCUGCCUUUUUUACAGUAGGUUGCACUCCAGCUAUGCAAAACAUCAAAAGUGGGUAUACCCCACUCCCCCGACAUCUCUCCAGUCUUUAUCCAGGCAUGCAUGCAGAAGUCAUUGUCAAAGUUCAAGCACAGAUGAGUGCCAUGCAAGAGCACUUGAGGAGACUGCUGCUCAGUGCCAGUGAGGGGUGUGGCCUUGGGAGAGGGGUGUGGCCUAAGGAGGAGGUGAGUUCUGAGGGCUGGAUAGAGAGGCCCCAGGGCUCAGCUCCCUAUCCCCUCUUCACAUAGUCCAUGAGAAUUGCCAUGCGGUAUGCUGUCUCCACAGAAUCCUGGGGUACAAGCCGCUCAUGUCCUUUCUCUGCCUCUGGCAGAGCUAGUGGAGAAGCUGAAAGAAGGGUCCUUGUCUCCAGAAAGUGUCCUUUACACUUACAUGGAAAAGGUGAGAAGAAUGAUACGUUGUGUUCUUCACCAUCUUGAUACUUUUAAAAUGUAUUUGGCUGUAUAGAAAUAUUUUCAGAUAAAUCAAUAUAUAGUUUAUUUAAUAGGUCCCUCUAGGACAAAAAUGCCCAUAUUCACAGUAGCCAAAAUAUUUGGACAUAACCCUGCACUAUGCAAUCAGAAUUAUUUCAGUAAAUUUGCACAAACCUGUUUUUCCUAAUUUAGUUGAAAUUCCCAACACCACGUCUUACAAUUAGGAAUACUUGUUUAGGUCUUGGGCUCUUGGGUGUCUCAGUCUGCACUUUCAGGUCUAAAGCAUAGUUUUGCCAGAUCAUGAUCACUUACUCUCUCUCUCUCGCUGGAUUUCCCACAGUUAAGAUCCAUUACUCUUCAGUAAGUUGGGGGUUGUGGGAGCAACAAGCGUAUGAUCAGGGCCAGUCCAAGACAGUUUGGUGCCUGAGGUUGAGGAAAGAAUGGCACUUUCCUCUUCCCUCUCAAAUUCCAUAUACAGAAGCUAACUGGACCUUAGCUACUCAUGGGACAGCUUUCUCCACUAUUCCUAAAGGCUGCAAGGUAGCUUAGAGUGGAUGAGGCAGGCCACAUGACAUACCCAGCUCUGUUUUGAAUCCUUGGUGUCACUCCCCACCUUCUGUCAUCUGCUGUCCAAGGCUGCUGCCUCACUCUGCCUAAUGGUAGAGUUGGUCCUGUGUAGGAUUCAGUAUUUUAAUAUUAAUAGUGGUAAUCUGUUGUUGGAUACAUUCUUGUAGAAUCAGAGUAUGCAGUAGCUCAUUUGUAAGAAUCUAUUGCUUCUUCCAGGCUGGUAAGCUUUUGUGUGGCGACAGGCACACUACGUCCCCAGCCCCGCCAAAGGUAUCUUGGUUGGAAUGUCUGGCUUCCCCUGCACUCCUAGUUUUGCUUAGGGCUGAUGUAGCAGAGAAGUUCAUUUGGAUUUUGAUAUCUGCAGAAUGCAAAACACUGUAUCAAAGGGACACAUAUCUAUUACUAAUUCAUUCUCCACCUUGUUUCCCUUGCUUUUCACUGAAAAGGCUUUGGCAGUUCACCAGGAGGUGAACUGCAUGCGCCAUUUUAUUCCAGAAUGUGAGCAACAUCUCCAGGAGCUGAAGAAACAGAAGGAAAGGGGCUUGCUGUAUGGUGUGCCUGUCAGUAUCAAGGAUCACAUUGCAUAUAAGGUGAUUCCAUUUCUCUGAGUCACAAUGGUUAUCUAGAGUUGGGUGCAGAUGGACCAAAGUAGGACUACUAAACGCCUAGGGCAGCAAAUCUGGGAUUCAUAUAAGAAAGCUUUGUAAGAUUAUGGUUAGAACUUCAAAACAGAGUACAACAAAAAACUGUUGACCUUUCAGCUAUUUGAUAUUACAGCGUAUACUGAGAUGGCAGUGCAAAGUGUGCUAUUAUUAAGAAUGCUUUCAAUUUGCACAGAAUUCUUUGUUAGAAUACCUAGCAGAAAAUGCCCGUAAGCAGGGUAUGAUGUUGGAUAGUUAUCAAAAUACAGUUCAGAGUUUUGUUUUAGAACUGUUUCUCUAAUAGUUUGAAAAACAGCCACAACCACCCAGGCAUUUAACAACUCCUUUGCUUCUAGGGUCAUUUAUCAACAUGUGGCCUUGUCCAGUCACUUGGUGCCUUGGCAGAAGAGGACAGUGUGCUGGUUGAGGUGUUAAAAAGACAGGGAGCAAAUCCAUUUGUAAUCACCAAUGUCCCGCAAUCCUUAUUGAAGUAAGUUGCGUAUGCUUUUUUGUGUACUGGUGCAAGUCAACCUUGUGUACUGAAUCAAUUCACUCUGACUUUUUAACAAAAUGAAAUCAUACAUGUAAAAGUUUUGCAUUGACUCAAAAUGUCAGAUCCUGAGGCACAUUAUUCACCACCAGUGAUGGGUAUAAGAUAGCUUGAUAUGCACCAUGUGAACACUGUGGGCACACAGGUUGGCCGUUCAAUUCCCUCCAAGAGUGAUGGAACAUCAUUAACUCCCAUUGUUCCCUAGAAAGUCCCACAGUGCUGCCUGCUCUGGGUGGCGAGCAGCUGGAAGACUUCUGGAAAUGGUAGUUUUUAAAGGAGAAGGAGAAGAUUAGCAAGACUGGACAAUGCCAAUGAUUUGGUUUUGGCCACCAGGUGUAACGUGACCAUCUUUCCAGAUGGCAAAGCUGUGUUUGUUUUGUUCCUCCAGGAGUUUGCAGUCAUCUUUGGCACAAAAAAUGUAGAUAGUAACAAUGUUUGGGGUUUUUUAAACUGGGUUGUUGUUUUUGUUUUGAUUUUAUGUGUUUGUUAUUUUAUGUGAACUGCCCUGAGACCUUCAGGUAUAGGGCAGUAUAGAAAUUAAAUAAAUAAAUUGAUGAUGGUGAUGAUGUUGUAAAACAGGCACAAGCCUUUGGCUCUGUAUCUAGCAUAGGUGAGAGGGAUGUGGGUUGAAGGAUCUUAAGAUGCAGCAGGGCAACAGACAUAUUCAGAUGAAGCUGCACUGAGUGCUAAUCAGGUAUCAGGUUGCACUGAGGCCUCUAGGGAAGAAAGACACAUGGGUUGCAUUUAACUAACUUUUACUCAGAGUAGACCCAUUGAGGUUAAUGACCAUGACUAAUUUAGGUUCCUUAAUUUCCAUGUGUCUCCUCUUCUCAGUAAAAGUUAGUUGAAUACAACCUAUAAUGGCAAUUCCACUAUCUUUACAAAUACAGAAGUCUGCCGUUAUUUGGAUCUGUCAACCAUUCUAGUACCUGGGUAACAGCCCUGAUAGCCUAUUUUGAAAUGUAGCUCUACAAAGGAAUGCAUUCUUUGAAAUUCCAGGCUAAAUUAGUAUUAUGAGUAUUUUUGCUCUUUCAAAUAUGGUCAGUACCACAGUUCUGUUGCUUGGGCAUUAAAAACAUAGGUAUAUCCUAUUUUGCCAUUUGAGGCUUCUGAGGCUUAAGGUGAGUGCCUCACCCUGCCUCAUCAGUGGGCCAGGCCUGCCUAAACUUGUGCCAAGAUAUAGCUGCUUGUACCUGGCCUCUGUUUUCAGCCCAUUAUAGUCUGGUUGAUGGCACAUGUCCAAUACAGGGUGUUAGUAUUUUGUAUGCUACUUAUCUGCAGUUCCAUUGUGAGCUCAACAGACAUUUAUUUUUAGCAAGUGCAUUGAUUGCCUUCUAACAAACAAAUGGGUAACUGCUGUAUUUCUACCGUCCUGUAGCUAUGACUGCAGCAACUCUAUUUUUGGCCAGACAGUGAAUCCUCGUGAUCAUAAGAGAGGCCCUGGUGGAUCAUCUGGAGGAGAAGGUGCCCUAAUAGCUGCAGGAGGGUCCAUCCUGGGAUUUGGAUCAGAUUUGGGUGGAAGUAUCCGUCUACCCUCCAGCUUCUGUGGUCUUUGUGGGCUGAAGCCAACAGCAGGCAGGCUGAGGUAUGUACUGAAAAUAUCACCUACUGUGCAAAUGAAUGGCAUUUGUUGCUAUGAAGCAUGAAAAUUCUCUCUCAUAAUAUAAAUAUUGGAGACCUCAUUGGGAAAGAUGAUGAAUGACUUCCUGAGUAGCUCUCGAACUUCUUAGGGGAGUGAUCUGCUUGAUGGCACAGUUUAAAAAUCAUGGUAAACCAUAGUUAAUAUUUACUGUGAACUUGAAGAUGGCUCAAGAGUUGGUGGAGCUGGACCAUGGUGAACCUUUCUUGGGCAGUUGCAGUGAUCUUUUGAUUAUGUGGUGCAGUCUUAAUUGUAGAUAUGAUCUGUGUUGCAAGAUUGACAUGGAAAGUUUUUGAGAUUGCAAGAUCCUUGCAUCUCUCAGACCCCCAUCUAAAUGCAAAGCCUUUUCUGGCUACAGAACUCAAAGAUCAUAAUCUCUGUUCUCAUCCUGGUGCUCUGAGGGUCUAAGCAAAUUGGCAUGUGCAGCCUUAUCUCCCAAGGAAUGUGGAUUUCCUUUAAUCUAAUGUUAAACAAUCUCUUCUUUAUCACUAUUAGACAUUGGAACUUGCUUUUCCUGAUUCUGGUAACCUUGCAGAACCAUCUUUCCAAAACGUCACUCAUCCUUCUCCCAUUCCCACAAAUUAUAUUGAUUACAUUAAACAAUAGCAGGACUAACAGUAUACAUGGCUAUAUUAACAAAUUCUUUAGACUGUUUGCAACAUAAUAUCUAACUUAAUAAGGUGUGUUAUGUCCAAACUGGGGGUUAUAGGAUUUUUCCUUCCAAACAAACUUUGAUGUUAAGCUAAGGUGUGUUUUGGCUUACCUGUUGUGGUUUGUGUAAGCAAAACACAUAAUUAUCGCUGAUUCGGAUGCCAUGCUAAGCCAGGAAUCCUGGUUAAGCAUGGUUUAAAGCCAUAAAAUUACUCCCAUUUCCAUCUGGUGUGGUUUUAGCAUAGCAAAUGCAUGUGAAUAUUAUGCUGAUUGCAAUACUCAUCAGACAUGCCAGCCUCUCUCAAAUCCCAUAAAUCCUUUCCCUUUUAAAAAUAUUUAUUGUGCAUAGUUAAGCUUAUAGUAUAAUUGUUGUUGUUGUUCAUUAUUAUUAAUCACCUUACACACAAGCAUCUCAAGGUGAUGCACAAUUAAAAAAAGCUUAAAACCAGUUAAAAGUGCAACAACAACAACAACCCAGCAGAUAUAUUUAAAAACUAAACACACACCCACGGUAGCACCCCAUUUAUGCAGCUGGGGAAGCUCGGCAAAUGGACAUUGAUUUCGCCUUUCUGAGUGUGAACUAAUUGACUCAGCAGCCUACAUAAAGACAAUUUUCCAUUAUUUGCAUAAAUUUGCUGCUAAUAAAACUGCUUCUGAUAAAUUAUUGUGUAUAUCCAUUCUUUCGGAAGGAAGGGCAAGAUAUAAAUUCAAUUAAUAAUUGGGGAAAUCUAUCUGAUUCAGUGAUAGUGAACUGAUUUCAUUUUUUUCCCAUUGAAGAGGUUAGGUUCUGUUUCAUUAUUAUUCUUGUAUCUUUCUUGUCACAACUAACCACAGAAUAAAACCUCGGAUGGUUUCAUUAGGUCAUGAGAGUUAUUUAUAGUCCAAAACAUCUGGAAGGCACAAGCAUGGGGAAAGUUGGUUUAUGGCAUUGCUUUCACGUCUGGUAAAUAGCACCUUUGGGGCAAAUAGCUGGGGGCAAUUUUCGACAGGAAACCAAGGCAGGGCCUUGAUAUGGCUUAGGGCUCCACAAAUGCUUUUCUUUCAACAAAAGUAGCCAUUGAACAUAAGUAGCAUGCAUUGAAAAUAAUGUGUUGUUUGGGUGGCCAUCCUCCAAGAAGCUGGCAGUAGUUCUGGUGGCAGCAGAAUUGUCCAUGUAUCAGAUUUACUUUUUUACCAGCUGCAUGUUCUGACAUUUCUCUGUUCUACAGCAAUUUAGGAGUAAGGGGCCCCAUUGAUGGAAUACUCACAGGUAAAGGACCUCUUCCUUUUCUAUCCAAAUUCAGAAAGGUCUGAAGGAUCACUUUUGAUUGAAUGCAAAAAGUGCAUGUAUGUGCUGUGGCAGAAUGAUUAUUGGGUGGCUGCGGUGAUUGAAUGUGUAAUUGAAAGACACCUUUCAACCACAUUGGUGGGGUGAGGAUAUGAUCUCCACAAAGUGAUGAAUGUUGGGUAAAAUUUAAACAAUGUCUGGCCCAGGUAUCAUUCCAGUUUGAAACUUAUAUUGUUUUUGACUAGCAAGUUAAAAGCGGAACCUGCUCCCACUUUCUCUCCCCACCAUACUUUAGUUGGGUUCUUCACCCAUUUAUUUGGUGCAGUUGUAUGUUCACUCAUUCAUUCACCCUUUGCCUUUAAAAAAUGCAAACUUUACAAAAAAAUGUUUAGGGAUUAAAAUGCACUUCUGUCAUUCUGUUAGAUGGCCAUCAUUCCAUAUCUGACAACCCCAUAUCCUAUGGGUUGUGCAUGAUGUGCAACCAUGUUCACCUUCUCUUGUCAAUUGAAGUUCCAGGAACAGUGGGCCCAAUGGCAAGGGAUGUGGAAAGUCUAGCUCUGUGCAUGAAGGCUCUCUUAUGUGAUGACAUGUUCCAGCUGGACCCCUUUGUUCCGCCUGUGUUUUUCAAUGAAGAGGUACAUAAAAGAUUACAUUGUGAAUUGUUCAGUGUCUGGGAAUGUUUUGGGUGAUAUUUUAAAGAACCCCAUUGCUCCUGUAGCUGUAAACACUGCUCCUGAAUUUGGUAGCCAUUGCCAGAGUCAUUGCAGAGAGUGCCUUGGUAGCAACCCAUGUUGCCUUAGGAACUGUCUCCCCCUUUCCCUACUAUUAAUUUUACUCAUUCUACAUUAACUUGAUUCCCCGCUUUGCUCUUUUGCUCCAAAACUUCUCCAUACACUGAAAGUAAACAGCUCCGUAAUAUAGCAUUAUUAUCCUGCUCUUUCAUACAUUGAACAAAUAAUGGAGCUUUGCCCAUGAGUGUUAAGCAAGCCCAGGCAAUUUUAUAUAACAACUUUCAAUUUAAAGGAUAUGCUCUGCUUUAAAUUUCAGUUCCUGAUAACACUUAAGGGUUUGGUUUUUGUGUCCUUGAACUCUGAGAAUACUUACUGCUUGUUGGGAUAAAGCAUAGAGAGAGGUGUGUGAGUGUUUGUAGAAACUACUCUGCUGCGUACAGACAUUGUUGUUCACAUUAGUUGCUCCUCCCACUUUUGACUCUGGCUCUGUACACCAUUGGUAUGUGGCCCUCAGAAGAUUUCCCAGAAGGAAAUGUGACAUUAGGAUGAAAAGGGUUCCCCAUCCCUGGGCUGAAAAAUGGUGAGUAGCCCAUGAUAACCCAAUAAGUUUCAUGGCUUCAUGACUAUUCUGAAUCUCCCCAAUCCCAAACCAACACUCUACUCUAGUGCUCUAGUUUAACUGUUUAUGCGACUGCUGGUUUUGGUAGCAGCUGUGUAAUCUUUGAGAUAUCUAGUUCAAUGCACAGUAUGAAAGCAAUUCUGAUUUCCACAAAUUGAUUCCAAAUCUAGCCAUCCAUUGAUGAUAUUACCCGAAGGUUCUCUCUCUUCUCUCCUAGGUAUACUCUAGUUCCAUGCCACUUCGGAUUGGCUAUUAUGACACUGAUGGCUAUUUUUUGCUCCCUCCCUGUAUGAGGCGGGCUGUGCAUGAAACCAAGAAGCUUCUCCAAGAAGCCGGCCAUACGGUGUGUACCUUUGGGACUGUUGCCCUUUGCAUUUAUCUAUGUAGCCAAGUAGAAAGAAAGUUAAUUGCAAGACGGUUGGCUCUACUUACACAGCACAUUCAGUCCAGUUCUGGGAGCAGUCUAUAAAUGGCUGUUGUUAAGCGCUGAGGACAGAAUACUCAGCCUGCAGAAUACAGUUUUAUUGGAAGUUGGUACUUUGGAAAAAUCUAAAAAAGGUCUUUGUCAGCUUCACUGUGCCUUCCAUUUUGGGGUAAAUUGCCGUUUUAGAGGUAAUUAAUUCCCUUCUGGCUCUCUACAGUACAAGCCCUAACUGCACACAUACUUGGAUAGCUAAUUGAGAAAGAAAGACCAAAAGAAAUAAAAGACAUUUAAUGUAAUUGCAUUGUCACCCUAAGGUCAGGGGAAGGAAGGAAUUCAGUGUGCAUUUAUUUAUAGGUGGACUUAGCUAAUUCUGUAGCAAUACAUGAACAGAAACACAGCCAUCCUUGAAAUUCGCACUUCUCUGAAUCUUGCAGUGCAGUCCUCCAACCAAGUCAUCAUCCUGUUCUCACAGGGCCUAACCAGUUGCUUAUAGGAAGCCCACAUGCAGGAUCCAAGCACAAGAACACCCUCCCCACUUGCAACUCCCAGAAACCAGUAUUCAGAAGCACACUGCCUCGACAGUGGAGGGAGAACAUAGGGAAUUCAUGGCUGGUUGCCAUUCAUAGCCUUAUUAUCCAUGAAUUUGUCUAAUCCAAGAUGGUGGCCAACACUGCCUCCUGUGGAAGAUAAUUCCAUAGUUUAAAAUGCCCUGUGCGAAUAAGUACUUUCAUUUGUCCUUCCUGACUCUUCCAACAUUCAGCUUCAUUGGACACGCAUUGGGUUCUAGAUUUAGGAGAGAGGAAGAAACACUUUUCUCUACCACUUUCUUCACACCAUACAUAGUCUUCUACUGCUCUAUCAUGCUCCACCCUUAGUGGCAGGGGAAGGUGGUGGAGGUGGACUGCAUACUACGAAUUUGGCUCAUAGGCUCCUGUAUCUUGUAUGUCUUGGGAAGGAAAAAUGUUCUGUGCGUGUGUCUGCAUUCUGAGCAGACAAACAGCAGAUGGGGAAAGAAUUAAUCUUGACCUCUGUCUGGAGCAGAAAGUUGGGAUGUGCUUGUGAAAGAAGACUUUGAGUCAAUGAAUUGGCACCUGAUACUUACUCAAUGACCAACCCUUUUUUUGCAGCUCGUUCCCUUCACCCCACCUUCAGUGGACUAUGCCAUAGAUGAACUUUAUAUCAAAGGCCUUUUUGCUGAUGGAGGCUCAACUCUGUUUGCUAUGUUGUAAGUAACCGUGACUCUUAAAAGGCACUACAAGAGAAGAGCAAAGAGGAGGACAAGAACCCUAAUCAAAUAAUGCUGUCCAAGUAUUCAAAGCAUGGCUGGUUCAAGACAUUUUGCUGCCUGAGGGUGGAGCAGCCAACGAUGUCACUUCCUGCCACAUAGUACAUCUCAACCUUCAGAGUCAAACUCUAAAGGAGUCAAAUUAGUUCACUGUUCAACAGUACUGUGGAAAGGGACUUGUCAAUUAAUACUGCAUUCUUAGCAUGGGAAACUUCCUUGAGAUAUCCUAUCAGAUUAAAGGGUCAUCGAGCCCAGCAUUCUGUUUUCACAGGAACCGGCCAAAUGCCUCUGGGUAGCCCAAAUGAAGAACAUGAGGGUGAUAUCCCACUUCCACUGUUCCUCAGCAUGUUGUAUUUUGUCUCUGAAUGUGGAAGUUGCAUUUAACCAUCUGGACUAGUAGCAACUUGAUAGUCCAGUCCUCCAUGAAUCUGUCUAACCCCCCUUUAAAGCCAUCUAACUGAAUGGCUACAGUCACCACAUCCCAGAAGAGCAAAUUUUGUAUGUUAAUCAAAGAGCUAUCUGACUUUUAGAAGACAUCUGAAGGCAGCCCUGUUUAAGGAAGUUUUUAAUGUUUGUUAAAAACACGAUAAAGCAUCAUUCUGUUGGGAGACGUCCAGAGUGGGCAGGGUAUGAAUAUAUUAUUAUUAUUAUUAUUAUUAUUAUUAUUAUUAUUAUUAUCAUCAUUAUCAUUUUCAUCAUCAUCAUGCUGCAGUACAUUUUUGUGAGAAAUCAAUGUUUUCUGUGUAAAAGAGGACUGGAUUGCCCUAUCUCACCUUCUUCCUCUGUUGCCUUCCAGUGAAAGAGAUAUAGUUGACCCAUGCUUGAAACCCCAAGUGGCUCAUCUUAGAAUCCCAAAAUUGGUGAGGAAAGUUUUGGCCAAGUUUGUCAAACCCUGGGUGAGUCUUGGACCUCUUUAGGUUUCAUUUAUAUUACUAAUCUCGUGCUGCUGCUGCUGCUGCUGCUGCUCCAGAGAGAAGUUUAAGAACAACAUUUUUGAACAAUAUUCCUAUUAUAAAAUGUUGUGUGUAAAAUGAGAAAUGAGCUACAAUGGGUGUGUCAUUUAUGUGCAUUUCUUCCACUAGAGGUACCACAGAAACUAUUUAGAGUUGAUGUAUUCUGAGAUAUUGUAGGGCCCGACCAUUUUACUUAGAUUGGGAGUGGGAAAACUUUAGCCCACCAGUUGUUGCUGACCUACAAUUCCCAUCACCCUUAGUAACCAUGGUCAAUAGCUAGGAAUGAUGGGAGUUGUGGUUCAGCAACAUCUGGAGGGCCAAAGGCCUGGUUUAGGCGGUUAUUCACUUUUAGGUGGUUAUUUCCUUUUGUAAAUAAAUUUUGUAUUAAUAAUUAAAUUAUUAUUAAAAAUAACUAAUUAUUUUCUUCCAUUAUUAUCUGGAACAAUCACCGUGCCAACUCUUAUCACUGUAGUUCAGGACAUGGUGGUAUUGAGGGGUGGGAAAUAUUGUAAAACUAGAGGGACAGAGGUUCUGAUGGUAGGCACAAGUAAAGAAAGAUAGCAGAUUUGUCAAUCUAAUACACAGGAUGAAUGAAGAAUUUAGCAGCUGGGACAGAAACAAGAAUAGCAGAUCUACCAAGUAACUGGCUGUUAAGACUCUGUUCCAACUGCAGUUUUGAAAUGAAGGGAAGUCCAGGUGGACACUUGGUUUGUUCAUCCCAGGCCAGAUACCGCUAGUUCUAUCCUCCAUCAUGCUUAGUUUAGGAGGUGGUAGACCUGCUGUUGGAGCCAGAUAGCCUAUAGAAAUCUGUAGCGCUGGUAGACGGGACUGCAAUGGCCCAUGAGCAAGAGUAACCUCUGGCUAGUAUAUUUGCAUAUAGUAAAGUUGAUCCAGAAAGAAAGAUUUAUACUGUCAUCAGUUUCCAAGAUUAGAGAUAUUACUUUUGGGAUCCCCCCCCAACAAAUAUAUAUAUAUAUAUAUAUAUAUAUAUAUAUAUAUAUAUAUAAUUGGGGGGAAAUCUACUAGUCCUAAUGGAUCCAGUUUUGUUUACAUUCUAGUUUCCAAGACUGGCCAGCCAUCUCAAUGCACUGUGUGGAGUAAGGUAAGAGGUGCAAUAGAUUCUGACAAACAUACAUAAAUGAGGCCUGCACAAGAUGUAAGGGAUGGUGCCUUACAUAAGAUGGGGUGUGUGGAGGUUGAUUUCGCCAACCUCCUUCUGAGCUAGAUUUCCUGCUGCUGUAGUUAACUCAAAGUCUUAUCAAUAUUGUUCAACCUUGAGCUAGUAUGACUUCUGAUUCAGAUAACACUGUGAAAAUCAGGAACCCUGUGGAGCUGGAUGUGAGGUCUGAAAAUAAAAGGCAGUCGUUAUGUUAAAUAGAACUUUGAUGCUCUAGAAUGUGGGAUAAUGAUAAUCUGUACAAUAAGGAUGUCUUGGUCAGCCUCAAACUUGUCUUGUCUUAGGUACUUAUGAUCUUGCUCAUGUUUAUGAUCUUGCAGUGACAGUCUUCUGUCAUUUUAAUAUUAUCAGCUGUUUAUUAUGUCUUGCAUGUUUCAGGUCUGUGAAUUGCCUGUGGGAGCUGAAUGACAAAGUGAUGGUAACAUUUUUUGUGUGUGGUGCUGGUGGGAGGACAAAUAAAAAGCAAAGCUUAAUCUGGGCUGAGAAAUCAGUUUUAAUACAGAAACUGUGCUAUAUGAAUUUCACUCCAAGGGUUGCAACCAGUUUUAAGAGUAGUGCCCAUAUCUCUGUGAAUAUAUUAUUGCAUGCCUCCCCCAUCUUAAUGCAGUUCAAGAUUCCAGGGGCUCCAGGUGUGCUUACCCAUUCCUUUAGGAAUGCGGCACAGUGGAGAAGGGGGUGUCUUUAUGAUAUACGGUUUAGUUUCACAUAUAUACAACUCGAGCCUACAGUGGAGGGUUCACAGCACUAACACCCCAAAGGGCCUCUCAUAGCUGCAGCCUUGGAUUCAAACAGAAAUCAGCCUUCAGCUUGCUGCCUUUUCCAGCCUGCAACCUUUCUUCCCCUAGGUCACAUCAUAGCCAACCCUAAAGCUCUACUUCAGACACUGGCUUUGUCUUCUGACACUGAGUUGAGGAAGGGGUCCCACUCAUUUGCCACCUGGCAAGCUGGUCCUCUCAAUCCUCCAGAGAAGUCGGCACCUCUGUGUUCUCCUUAUAUGUUGUUGUAAUUAACAAUUGCAACACUUGGGAGACACUCUGUCUGGCUUUCUGAGAGACUGUUUUGAGCUACAUGUUUUUAAUGUUUAACAGACAAUUGUAUUUUAAUAUUUUGUUGGAAGCCGGUCAGAGUGGCUGAGGAAACCCAGCCAGAUGGGCGGGGUAUAAAUAAAUUAUUAUUACUACUACUACAGAUCUAUCUAUACACAUCUCUACAAAUCAAUUUGUUACAAGCCAAUCAGACUGGUAGUAUUUUGCACCUGCUUCAACCCAAUUUGGGCAGGAUGCAAAUUGGGCCAAAUAGGUUCGGAAAUCAGUCAAAUCUGGUUCACAGCCCUACAUACUAGUUUUGUCAUCUAAUCAGGGUUUAAAUUUGCACUUUAGCAACCCAGCGGGUUGGGGAGGGAAUAUGACCUGUAAAAUUUUAAAUGACCAAGGCCCAAGACCUGAGAGACUCUUACAGACACCUCCCUCUUACAGCUGCAUGCAAACUAAUUCACUUUCAGUAGAGAUAUUGUAUGCAGCUUAAUGGAUAUAUCUAUGCAUUGGAGAAAUGUCACUUGAAAUAAGGUGGAUUAUGCUGGCAGUAUUGUUCUCAACAGAUAACAACCCCUGCAGUUUCCAGACUCUUUCUAACUGCUCACCUAAACUCUAACAUGCUCUUGCACUGCACAUUCAGGCUUAUCGUAAAAAGUUUGUUGACCAGUGGAAGAAAAGCAAGCUUGAUGUUGUCCUUUGUCCAGUUCUGGGACCUGCCUUUAAUCUUAGAUAUCCCUCAAACCUAUUGGGUAAGCCUCAUUAUUCACAGAGUAUGUAUAUUUCAAUCACUUUUUCUUUCCUUUUGUAAUAAUUAUGAAGAUUCUUGAAUAUCUGUCAAGAAAUAGGAGAGUUCUGAAGUAAGACUGGACUUGCAGUUAGGCCCAGAAUCUGUUUUUGCCUUUCUCCAUUAUAAGCCAAAUGGAGAAAUAGCAGCACAGAGGCAGUGUAGCUAUUCCUGAUUUUCUGGCAUGGGUCUGUAAACUGGGCCUCGUUUUCACUAAUGUGGCUAACCUGUUACCACUUCAGGCUGUAGCUUGGGGAUAGUUUUCUUUCUUUGUAUGUGUCGUUACUUCUUGGAUUCCAUCAGACCGCUUCUUCUGCAUAUUCUUUUCCUCCAGCUGCCAUCUCGUAUACCAUGCUGUACAAUCUUUUGAACUUUCCUGCUGGAGUUGUGCCAGUCACUACCGUUACAGAGGCUGAUGAAGAGGAGCUGGGACAGCACCAAGGACACUUUGGUGACCCCUGGGAUAAGAGACUGAAAGAGGUCUGUCUGGAUUUAAGCGGUUCAAAUACAUUGACUACUUCUUGGCUAUGGACUGAUAUAUAUAUAUUAUUUUGAAGCUGAUGAAUUGUAAAUUUUGGAUGACAUUCUACUACUAAUAAUAACACAUUUACUAUAUUCAUUAGCCACAUGUUGCGGCUGUAUAUGAGGAGAUUAUUCUGUAUUGCAACACAGGGGUUUGGAUUUAAGCGAUGUCUGAGCUGAACAUUUCAAGUUCAGUGGCUUUCAAAACUUGGAUUUUUAUGUCAAACUGUAUGAUCCCACAAUGUGGCAUUUGAUUUCAGAAUCGAACUUUGACAUCAACACCUGAAAUUGUCUAUUGCAUAAAUGAGUUAAGAUGCUAUAACAUAUAAAUUUAGUAAAUAAAUACUAUUGCAAAUCAUCUAUCAAAACUGUCCAAUACUAACUGCUAUAAGGGCAUGAAUGAUGCAAUGCCAUCAUCAUGUUCAGCUUUUUCAUAUCCCUCAUAAGCAACAUCCAAUGAUGUGGAAUUGAAAUGGAGAAACACUGAGCAUGAUGAUGACAUGCCCCACAUCUGCUGCAACUAAACAGCUACAGGAGAUGUGGAUUUGGGGUGGCCAUGCAUUUAAGGUAAUGUUGUUUGGACCUCGGUUGUUAAAUGGUGACUGCUAUAUGUUGCUUUGAAAUACUAUCUAGUACUGCAUGUCACCUGUGAAAUACUGCCACAUGUUUAUUACUACUGCACAAUCAUUGGGUGUCAGAUGAUGAUGCCAAAUGGCAAAUGUAUAUGCCCAGAGGAUAUUUGGAGAAGGAACAAUUACAAAAGGACAUUCAUUAUACAGUCGUACCUUGGAAGUUGAACAGAAUACGUUCUGGAAGUUCGUUUGACUUCCGAAACGUUUGACUUCCAAAGUGUGGCUUCUGAUUGGCUGCAGGAAGGUCCUGCAGCCAACUGGAAGCUGCAAAAGCCCUGGUGGACAGAAUGUUCGACUCCCAAGGCGUUUGGGAGCCGAGGUACGACUGUAUAGUGUUUUGAUGCAAAAUUGUUUCAGCUUUAGGUGAAAUACUGUGCAUGAGAAAUAGAGAAUCAUAGCAACAUCUCUCUAAUCCCAACUGACUGCUUCUGUCCUCUUUCUUUAAGGAAGGAAGAGUUUAUGACAGGAGACUUGAGACAAGAGUUGCAGGUCUAACAGCGGCAACAUUCAGGACUGUGUUCAUUUUGUAACAGGAAGGGGGUCAAAUUACAACAUUUUUAGGCAAAUAAUGCAAUCCUUAAAACUUGUUCAUUGCAUAUUAAGUGACUAUCAGGGCACAAAUGGUUGUCUGAAUCCAUCUUCAAGCAAAAGACAGGGGAUAGCAGCACUGGUGAAUUAUUUGGCUAACAGCCCAACUUGCCCUGAACAUUGACUACAGUUCAAUGUCAGAGAGCAGUCCUGAUGUUCCCUGUCCAUGCAGACACACAAUAGCAGCUUUAAAAAAAUGUAUUUUGGCCAAUAGCCCCCAAGGCAGCAGAGAGAGAGAGAGAGAGAGAGAGAGAGAGAGAGAGAUCAGGAGUCUACCCUUUGAUAGAUGGGCAAAGCUUGAUGAUUGACCCCAGCUUGUCUUCAGAGGGUGGUUUGUGAUCCUAAGUUUUCUGCCUUAUUAUGCAUGCGUACUUGGAAGUAAGUCAGUGGGAUUUACUUCAGAGGAAACAGGCACAGGAUCAGUGUGGAUCACUCUAGAAAGUUUGAGACCCAGAGCCUAAGCAUUCCCAGUAACUCUGCUCUUUGAACAUCUCUUGCAGGCUGUGAAAGGUGCUGUGGGGCUCCCUGUGGCAGUUCAGUGUGUGGCAUUACCAUGGCAGGAUGAAUUAUGCCUUCGUUUCAUGAAAGAGGUGGAGAUGCUGUCCCACCAAAGGAGACUGGAGAAAGCCAUGUGA